This is a messenger RNA of Fragaria vesca subsp. vesca, 1464 nucleotides long. RefSeq names its product pumilio homolog 12-like. NCBI's taxonomy places the organism in Eukaryota, Viridiplantae, Streptophyta, Magnoliopsida, Rosales, Rosaceae. The transcript is spliced from 5 exons. Gene Ontology annotation, molecular function: mRNA binding. Gene Ontology annotation, biological process: post-transcriptional regulation of gene expression. Gene Ontology annotation, cellular component: cytoplasm. The coding region runs from base 1 to 1464 and encodes 487 amino acids. The record is from RefSeq and is a predicted model, not a curated record.
AUGUCGGUUUCCGGCGGCACUAGUCCUUGUGGAUCUCUCAAUCCAAAGAAAACCUCGUUUCAAGAAGAAGACCUUUGCCUUUAUUUCGGCAAGUUUAGGGUAAAGAUGGACGACUCUAAAGAGACCAAUACUUCUUCCCCAGGUUCGUCUUCUAAUGUUUCUCCACCCAAACCCCAACAACAACAAUCAGAGGCUUAUUGUUAUCCCAAACAUGAAAUUGGGUUUGGAAAUUCUCACUCUGCUCCAGUUCCAUUGUAUUCACAAGAUAUAUGGAGAGGUCAAAGUGACAUCGCUGCAGGAGAAUAUUUGGGUUCAAACAACCUGAAUGGGCAGGUUUUGACAAGGAAUGGGAACCCUAGAGUAGAUGCAUAUGCUGGUUUUCAAUCUCAUGAGGUGGCUGAGAAGAGUGGAAUGUAUUCCAAUGAUAAUUGGUAUCAAAGUUCGAGAACGUUGAAUGAUAUGGGGAAUCAAUCAAGCUUUGGCAAUGACUCAUUGCUAGGAAGCAGCUAUAUAGCUCAGACGGCUAUGACUCAAUCUGGCUCACAGCACUUGCUAGCUAGCUUGUUGACUAAGGACCCCGUAGUUACAAAUAUGAUAUUUGAAGGUGUUUUUGAUUUUCUAUUUGAGGUGAUGAAUGAUUCAAAUGGACAUCAUGUGUUUGCGAAGCUAAUUCUGUCAUGCAGUGAUAAUCAUCUAUUCCUCAUUGUAUCAAAGAUAGCUUGGAAUGCUCGAUUACUUAUCAAGAUAUCAGUCAGCAGAUACGGCUCGAAAUCGGUUCAGAGGCUGAUCAAGGUGCUUGAGAAAUCGCCUUUGAUUGACAUUGUGAUAGUAGCCCUAUCAAGUGGAUUUGAAGAACUGAUGACCAAUCGUUCAGGAUCUUUCAUUAUAUUGAAGUGCUUAAACCUCCUUGACAAUGAGAAAAAUCAGAAACUAUAUGAAGCUGCAGUAAAUCUUUGCAUCCCAUUGGCUCAGAAUGAAAAAGGAUGUAUAUACUUGAAUGAGUUCAUCACCAACAGUAAAGCUCCAUAUAGAGAGACACUCAUGAAUGUGAUUUCAAGCAAAUCAAAAUUCCUUUCUCAGCAUCCUUCAGGGAACUUUGUUCUUCAGCACAUCCUCGGACUCCACAAUCCCAUUUACAGCGAGUACAUAUGUCUGGAGCUGAGAGAUCUUUAUAUACAACUCUCGUUACAAAAAGGUGGCAGUCACGUUGUGGAGAAGUGUUUAAACUCGUCCGGGAUGGUACAUGUGGUAAGUGUUCUUCUCAAGUAUGAGAAACUUUGUCAAGUUGCGAGGGAUCAGUAUGGAAACUACGUGAUCCAAACAGCAUUGAAGGCCACGAAGAGCGCAAAUAGUCCCCUUCAUCAAAUGCUUAUAUCGAAGCUUUUACAGAAUCGGAAUGAACUUGUGUUUGGAUUUGGAAGGAAAGUGCUUGGUUUGAUUGACAAUGGGAUCCCACUAGAGUAA